Messenger RNA from Ilex paraguariensis (yerba mate), 843 nucleotides. The record is from the annotation of a GenBank genome assembly. NCBI's taxonomy places the organism in Eukaryota, Viridiplantae, Streptophyta, Magnoliopsida, Aquifoliales, Aquifoliaceae.
AUGGAGAACGGAUCGCCGAGAUGGGGUUUUCGAGGGAACGACGAGUUGAACAUGGCCUCGGAGAUCACAAUCAGAGGUAUGCUCAACUUGUUGAUGAGAAAUCUCAACGAAGCAGACCACAGAACCACCAUUCCUCUCGGCCACGGCGACCCCUCGGUGUUUCCGUGCUUCCGAACCACUUCCGUAGCCGAAGACGCUAUCGCCGACGCCGUCCGGUCGGGGAAGUUCAACGGUUAUUCUUCUACUGUCGGUAUUCUUCCGGCGAGGAGGGCCAUAGCAGAGUACCUAUCUCAAGAUCUUCCAUACAAGCUAUCAGCAGAUGAUGUUUAUUUGACACUUGGAUGCACACAAGCAAUUGAAGUCAUAUUAUCAGUCCUUGCUCGCCCCAAAGCCAAUAUUCUAUUGCCAAGACCGGGCUUCCCAUAUUAUGAAGCGCGCUGUAGAUAUAGCCAUCUUGAAUUCCGUCACUUUGAUCUUCUUCCAGAGAAAGGUUGGGAGGUUGAUCUUGAUCAAGUUGAAGCACUUGCGGAUGAAAAUACUGUCGCGAUGGUUAUUGUGAACCCUGGCAAUCCUUGUGGAAAUGUCUUUACAUACCAACAUCUAAAGAAGGAUAGUGUUUUGCAUACCUAUAAGAAGAGCAUUCAAUUAGUUUUUCAAAUUUUGAAAGUCAAAAGGUGGCUUGUUAGAUUUAAAAUGACGUCUGAUGACACAAUGUUCAUUGCAGGGGUAGCUGUAGGACUCAAGAAUUGGCUUCGCAUAACUUUUGCCAUUGAGCCAUCGUCUCUUAAAGAAGGCCUCGAAAGGAUCAAAGCUUUCUAUCAAAGGCAUGCCAAGAAACAAUAA